GAACUCAUGAAACAUAUUAUGUGAAAGCGGAAAUGAGGAAAAGUAUCGGUUGGUAUCAAACUAACAGUCCCAGACCUAGUUGGUUGAGUCACAAUCUCUUUCCAGGUCACAAUAUAAAUUCCCUCUACACGAGGAAAAAUCAAAUGGAAAUUUUAACAAUUAUUCUCAAAUCGAAAAAAUUAGCUCACAAUUAUUUAAACAAAUAUCAUUUACAACGUGGACAUUUGGCUGCGAAAUCUGAUUUUGUUUAUUCAAUUGAACAAAAUUCCACAUUCACAUUAGCGAACGCUGCGCCACAAUGGUCAUCAUUUAAUUCUGGUAAUUGGAAAUAUAUUGAAACUGCAAUUCAAAAAUUUGUCAUUAGUAAUAAUUUGAGUGUGUACAUUUACACUGGUGUUCAUGGACAAAUGACACUUUGUGAUAAAAAUCGCAAUAAACAGCCAAUAUACUUGAGUACAGUUUAA
Molecule: messenger RNA, 464 nt
Organism: Leptopilina heterotoma
Lineage: Eukaryota; Metazoa; Arthropoda; Insecta; Hymenoptera; Figitidae
Exons: 2
Coding region: 33-464 (143 amino acids)
Biological process (GO): apoptotic DNA fragmentation
Cellular component (GO): mitochondrial inner membrane; nucleus
Molecular function (GO): metal ion binding; RNA endonuclease activity; nucleic acid binding
Source: RefSeq, a predicted model, not a curated record